CUCGGAUAGCAAGCAAGCUCAGGUUCGUUAGCAUAACCGUUAUCAUGGCUAGAUCAGUCUGCAUUCUCUGGAUCGUUUUCGGUCUAUCUAUCGGAUUGUGCCGAGCCGACUUUGGCAUUCCCGUAACUGUUCCCAACCUGCGAGAGAGCGUGACGCACGCAAUCGGAACAGGACUGACGAGAUUGUUGGCAGCCAACUCAACCAUCACGCUGAACACUGAUUCGGACGUAACUGGAAACCUGGAAGCGGUUGUAGCCAUCACAAACAGCAUCAAUGCAAGUGUGACCAAAAUUUACAGCGUAACUCAGGAUGCAGUUUCCAACACAAAUGCGAAUUCAGUAGUACUGUUUUCUGGACUAUUUGGCAAUAUCACUGCGGCAACUUUGGAUCUCGUGACUGCCGCAACUUGGACACGAGCUUUCCACUCGACCGUGAGCUCUACAACUUACAACGAGAUACUUGGCAACGUAACAACCCUCCAGGAGGAGGCUUGUGGAUUGAUUCUGGUUUUCUCCGAGUUUGCCAUCGCCAUCGAUAAUGUUCAGCUGUCACCAGUGCCAAUCACAAGCAAAAAUGUGUUGGACAUUGUAAAGCCUGAUAUCAUUUCGGUUUUGGUGGGUUCUCUGGAAAGCAUAACCGUUGCUGUAGAUAACCUGGCAAAUUUAUUCAUUCCCAUUAUUAGAGAAAAAUCUGCAAUCGCUAAUCAGGUUAGAAGUUUUGAUUCAUCAUCUAACCUUGCGUUCCAAGGCCUGACGCGACAAGCUUCCAUGUACAGUUCAAGUAUAUCUAAAGCUUUGGAAGAUACAACUGGUAACGUGCAAUCAUGGGCAUCGAGCAUCGCUUCAGCGGUUGCACCAAUAAACAACCUUUUCGCAACCAGUUACACAUUUACCCCAGGAAGCGAUACAUUGCGGGACAUCUCAGGCGUUUUUCUUGGUUUGCAGAAAAAUGUUAUGCAAAAUUUAGUUAAUCAGACGCGGAUAUCUGCUGGAGCCCUCUACAAUCUCUCCCGGGAUAUAAUCUACGCUACCUUUACCAAUAGUAGCGAGUUCGUGGGAUCAUGCUCGUGGAAGUAUUCCUCCCAGCUGAUCCAAGCGCCGGUUCAGGUGAAUCGACUGUCGGAGUGUCUGUCCGCAGAGACAUCAACGAUACUCAAUUUAAGUCCAAUGAUAUCUCCCCUACUGGAACAGCAACUGAAGGAUCUCACAUCGGUUAAUUCGCAACACCUAUCGACCUGCACUAGUUUCAAUGGACCUUGCUCCGCUGUGUAUGCCGAAGCAUUUGAGAAAUUGAAUUCUCAAACGCCUAUGUUGUUGGAAGUGGCCCAACGUAUUUUGCGGAAGGAAGCAGACAUCCUGCAGGCACGGUUCCGAACGUGUACCGAAGCGACCACUGCAGAUAUUUUAGACAACGUCAACAUAAUGCUAGAAGGAUUUGAAAAAUGCUUGACAGUAGGAGUGUAAAUGUGUGGUUGGAAUAUUUAAUUCGGACAAGGGAGCAGCAAAUAAGCAAUGGACAUAACAUGUUGAACUGCAAUAAGUGAAGAAGAGUAUACAACUUUUAAGCUGAUUUUAAUGCCUUACUUUUACCUGGACAUAUCCCAUCUAAAUUGGAAUAAAAAAUGUAGUAGGAUGAAUGACUAUUCAUAUUGACUAGUGUUAUA
Armigeres subalbatus is the source of this 1663-nucleotide messenger RNA. RefSeq lists its product as uncharacterized. Bases 45 to 1463 code for a protein of 472 amino acids. The record is from RefSeq and is a predicted model, not a curated record. The transcript has 2 exons. Lineage: Eukaryota; Metazoa; Arthropoda; Insecta; Diptera; Culicidae.